Molecule: messenger RNA, 930 nt
Organism: Adineta steineri
Lineage: Eukaryota; Metazoa; Rotifera; Eurotatoria; Adinetida; Adinetidae
Source: the annotation of a GenBank genome assembly
AUGGAUAUGUCAUUAAUUUACCUUGGUCAACAGUUUACAAUUUAUGGUAGUUUAGUUUUCUUGUUAAUGGGUGUAUUUGGAAAUAGUAUGAAUAUUUUGGUAUUUUCAAGUGUUCGAACCUAUCGAACAAAUCCUUGUUCAUUCUAUUUUCUUAUUGGAUCAAUCUUCGACAAUCUUUACUUACUAAUCAAUCUUACUACUCGUCUUGUAAGUACAAUGUCUGGCGUUGAUUCAACUAGUACUUCACUCAUUUGGUGUAAAAUCCGACAAUUCUGUAUCGUCACUCCUAGUGUGAUUACUCUUAGUUGCUCAUCUUUGGCUACAAUUGAUCAAUUUCUAGUCACAUCAAAACACGCUCGUCUUCGUCGAUGUAGUAGUAUAAAAUCAGCACAUUGGAUUGUAUUUAUUGUCAUCAUUUUUUGGUGUCUUCAUGGAAUUCCUUGUCUCGUAACGUCUAAUAUUGUAGGCGACGAGUCCAAUAAAGAUUGUACCAUCACUAAUGCGACGUAUAGCAUCUAUAUACCAAUAUUUGUAUUUCUCUUUCUCUGCACUAUCCCGAUUUUUAUAAUGAUUUUAUUUGGAUGUCUUGCUUAUCGUAAUAUCCAACAAACAACACAUCUUGCUGAACAACAUGUUGAUCGUCAACUGAUGAGAAUGGUAUUGACUCAAGUAGUGCUUGUUGUUGUGAGUAACACUCCAUUUGGCGCUGUCACUGCUUACGGUUUAAUCACAGCUGGAAUUAAUAAAGAUCUUAAUCGACAGCUGAAAGAAUAUUUCGCCAUAUGCAUUCUCAUUCUUAUCAGCUAUUCUUACUAUAUCGGUAAUUUUUACAUUUUUUUCAUUUCAUCAAGUCGAUUUCGUCAAACAUUGAGAGAUCGAAUAUUCUGGUGGAGAAGACCAAUUCAAAUCAAUCCAUCUCGCACGUUAUAG